GCAAAGGCCACUAACAUAAACCGUUCGAGUAGUAUGACAAAUGACAUGACAUAUGACAACGACAGAUCAAAAUAAACGCUUAUUUCGUUCCAUAUUCACGUUGGUUCAAUUUCGCCGAUAAUUCAACGUUUUCUUUAAUUCCCCUCAAAAUCUGAUGGAAAGAUGGUGAAACUUACGGCCGAAAUAAUUCAAAAUUCCAUGCAGUGCAUAAAUCCUGUCAAGGAUCGCGAAUUGGAUCUCAGAGGAUAUAGAAUUCCAGAAAUCGAAAAUCUAGGAGCAACCGGGGAUCAAUUCGACACGAUCGAUUUCUCAGAUAACGACGUUAGGAAGCUGGACGGGUUUCCCUACUUACCUCGUUUGAAAUGCCUUCUAAUGAACAACAAUCGUAUAGUUCGCAUAGGCGAACACCUGGAAGAGUACAUCCCGAACUUGGAGAGCCUUAUCCUUACGGGCAAUCAAAUGGAAGAGCUUGGCGACAUCGAACCGUUAGUUACUUUAGAAAAACUUACCACCUUAAGCCUAAUGUUCAACCCUAUUACAGCCAAACAGCACUACAGACUGUAUGUUAUAUAUAAACUUCCCCAAUUGAAGUUGCUAGAUUUUCGAAAAAUAAAACUUAAAGAAAGAGAAGAAGCUAAAACGCUCUUCAAAAGUAAAAAGGGUAAAGAACUGCAAAAGGAAAUUAUUAAAACCGCAAAGACUUUCGUGCCCGGCGGUAAUGCUAAUAACGUGGCGAAGAGCAAAGGUUUAACUGACGAGGAAAUUAAGCAAAUUCGAGAUGCCAUCAAGAAGGCCGGUUCGCUUGCUGAGGUCGAGAGGUUGCAGAAAAUCCUGCAAUCUGGGCAGAUACCCGGAAACGAAGCCAAUCAUCAACAAAACGGCACAAACAGCAUGGAUUACGAAUGAAUUGAUUUUGGUAAUGUAUUAAUGGAUAUUUGAUUCAUUUUUCCGUUUCAUUUCGAUGUAGAUAUAAGCAUAAGAUAAGAACAUUGUAUUACACGAUACUGAAUAAAAUUUUUUGGUUUACUGCCAUAUGGGAAGCGAAGGUUUUCAUUUGAUACAAACACGUUUUAUAAUCUAUUUGGAUUUUUUUAUUUGAAAAUUAAAUAUCAAUCAUCAAACAAAUCUGUUGUUUCAUUUUUU
Molecule: messenger RNA, 1143 nt
Organism: Phyllotreta striolata
Lineage: Eukaryota; Metazoa; Arthropoda; Insecta; Coleoptera; Chrysomelidae
Source: the annotation of a GenBank genome assembly